This is a messenger RNA of Telopea speciosissima, 1923 nucleotides long. RefSeq names its product AP-2 complex subunit mu. Bases 251 to 1567 code for a protein of 438 amino acids. NCBI's taxonomy places the organism in Eukaryota, Viridiplantae, Streptophyta, Magnoliopsida, Proteales, Proteaceae. The record is from RefSeq and is a predicted model, not a curated record. The transcript has 13 exons. Gene Ontology annotation, biological process: endocytosis; intracellular protein transport. Gene Ontology annotation, cellular component: cytoplasmic vesicle; clathrin adaptor complex.
GAACGAUCAACAUUUAUCUUUGAAUUGAGCAAAAUUCUUACAGUUCUACAUUUGGUUAAGCGACGACGUUUUCCAAUCCAAUUCACAGUCGCAAAUCCAAAGCGAGGACGGCCUGAGAAGCCUUUCGGAUCCAAAAACGUAAGCCCUAGAUCCGAAAUCCCAGCUCAGUUCGUCUUCGUCUUCUCAAAGAUUUUCGAUUUGAGUUUCUGAAUAUCGGAGGUUCUUCAGUUAGUGAUCCACAGGGUCGGAGAUGCCUGUGGCGGCUUCCGCUAUCUAUUUUCUGAAUCUCCGCGGUGAUGUUCUCAUCAAUCGCCUUUAUCGCGAUGAUGUCGGUGGGAAUAUGGUGGAUGCCUUCCGAAUGCAUAUAAUGCAAACAAAAGAGCUUGGUACAUGUCCUGUACGGCAGAUUGGAGGUUGCUCUUUCUUUUACAUGAGAAUUAGCAAUGUGUACAUUGUGAUUGUUGUCAGCAGCAAUGCCAAUGUAGCUUGUGCAUUCAAAUUUGUCGUUGAGGCUGUUAACCUGUUCAAAUCUUAUUUUGGUGGAGCAUUUGAUGAAGAUGCUAUUCGCAAUAACUUCGUUCUGAUUUAUGAGCUUUUGGAUGAAAUAAUGGACUUCGGUUAUCCUCAAAAUCUGUCUCCGGAAAUUUUGAAGCUUUACAUCACUCAGGAAGGAGUCCGCUCACCAUUCUCAUCCAAGCCUGCAGAUAAACCAGUUCCUAAUGCUACUCUACAAGUUACAGGUGCUGUAGGCUGGCGAAGGGAAGGCCUAGUUUAUAAGAAGAAUGAGGUAUUUCUGGAUAUUGUGGAAAGUGUCAAUCUUCUUAUGUCUUCGAAAGGUAAUGUUCUACGUUGUGAUGUGACUGGGAAGAUCCUCAUGAAGUGCUUCUUGUCUGGCAUGCCUGAUUUGAAGUUGGGAUUAAAUGACAAAAUUGGUCUUGAAAAGGAAUCACAACUUAAAUCCCGUCCUGCUAAAAGUGGUAAGACAAUUGAACUUGAUGAUGUUACAUUCCACCAAUGUGUGAACUUGACGAGGUUCAAUUCAGAAAAGACUGUUAGUUUUGUGCCACCUGAUGGGGAGUUUGAAUUGAUGAAGUACCGAAUUACAGAAGGUGUUAAUCUGCCAUUUCGGGUAUUGCCUACAAUCAAGGAAUUGGGUAGGACACGCAUGGAAGUAAAUGUUAAGGUCAAGAGUGUUUUUGGUGCGAAAAUGUUCGCCCUUGGAGUUGUUAUCAAGGUUCCAGUGCCAAAGCAAACAGCAAAGACAAGUUUCCAAGUUACAUCUGGUCGAGCCAAGUACAAUGCUUCUAUUGACUGUUUGGUUUGGAAGAUACGGAAAUUCCCUGGACAAACAGAACCAACUAUGAGUGCUGAGGUUGAGUUGAUUUCUACAAUGGCAGAAAAGAAGUCUUGGACUAGGCCACCAAUCCAAAUGGAAUUCCAGGUUCCAAUGUUUACCGCCUCAGGUUUACGCGUCCGAUUUCUCAAGGUGUGGGAAAAGAGUGGAUAUAAUACUGUUGAGUGGGUUCGAUAUAUUACCAAAGCCGGAUCAUAUGAAAUUAGAUGUUAGAGAGUUGUGUUAGAGAGUUGUGAAGGCUUUUUUCAUGCUUCUUUGAAGACUUGUCGAGGGUUAACAUUUCUAAGCCUGUGACAGCCGAGAUCAUGGGGUGGCAAUGGCUAAUGUUGCCAAGUCUUUCGCGGUCCACAAUCCCUUCAAGGUGCAGCUAGUGUUCUGCUUUCUUGUAUUACUAGAGUUGCCUCUUGUUUUUGUUGUUGCACUAGAAUUCUGUCAAUAUAAUUACAGUGGGAUCUUGAUUCAAUCCUGGUGUUGUAAAGGCUACUACUGCUCAUCUUGAUUUGUCACGAUAAUUUUUUGCUGUUUUAUAGCACUGUUGAUUUGAGAAUGGUAGUUUCCUAAUUCUUCAA